Molecule: messenger RNA, 1086 nt
Organism: Paramuricea clavata
Lineage: Eukaryota; Metazoa; Cnidaria; Anthozoa; Malacalcyonacea; Plexauridae
Source: the annotation of a GenBank genome assembly
AUGGAUGAACAGGAGGAAUGUUCAGAAAACCCUAUUCCUGCUAUUGAUAAUGUCAACAUUGCCAUUGCAAUGCAGUUUGCUCAAAUUACUAGAGAAAGUGAUGUUAGAUUUUUUACUGGGUUUGAGAGCACAAAAAGUUUCCAAGAAAUAUUCAACUUUUUAGUGCCAAGAGCACGACUGAUGAAAUAUUGGGAAGGUGUAAAAACAAGUUCCGGUGUAGAGAGAGAAGAACCUAAUCAGCAAAGAAUUGAUACCAUAAUAUUAUCAAAUGUGUAUGCGGAAGGAUCUGUAUUGCCCAUUAACAAACCAGGACCUCAGCGAAAGACUACCUUAGAACAAGAAUUUUUAUUAACUGUCAUGAGAUUGCGUCUGGGAUUGCUCAUUAAGGACUUGGCUUUUAGAUUUCAAAUUUCAACCACCAGAGUUUCUCAAAUCUGGAUAACUUGGGUCAAGCUUUUAUCGAAAGAACUACGGCACCUCAUUAUAUGGCCAUCUAAAGGUCAAAUAUAUGCUACUUUACCAGAUGCCUUCAAACGCUUUUAUCCAAAAGUCAGAGUCAUCAUUGAUUGCUCAGAAGUUUUUUUGGAGACGCCGUCAUCUCUGGAGGUUGGUGCAUAUCUUUGGAGUGAUUACAAGCACCAUUACACUUUCAAGUUUUUAAUAGCCAUCACACCAAAUGGAGCAGUUUCAUGGAUAUCUCCAUGUUAUGGUGGAAGGACAAGUGAUGUUUUUAUUGUUAGAAACUCUGGAUUUUUAGACUUACUUGAACCUUAUGACACUGUUAUGGCAGACAGGGGGUUUAAGAUAAAGUCAGACCUCACAAUGAAGAGAUGCUAUUUAGCAAUCCCUCCAAGUGCAGCUAAAGGCAAUCAAAUGAUAUCAGAUGAUGUCGCUGUUACAAGUAAAGUUGCCAAUGUAAGAAUCUUUGUUGAAAAAGCCAUUGCAAGAGUUAAAUGGUUUAGAAUUUUAUCUACGGAACUUACUAUGUUGGAACUGCCAUUGGUUGAUGACAUUCUUAUAAUAUGUUGUGCAUUAGUGAACUUAUUUCCUCCAUUGCAAGCUGAGAAAAUUGACAUUGACACAUGA